UCACUGCAUAUCGAAGUGGGUUUCCACAGGCGUAUACUCUUGUUUUCUCUGUUGCAAUAAACACUUAUUUUGUUCUCCGACUGUGGAGCGUGCGACACCAGACGCCCCGCAGGACUCGCUUUGUAAAGAAUGCCAGUGUGGAAUAUCGUUCAUCGGAUUACGAGCCGCUGAACUGGCGACACUGCAUCUGUUAGCAGAACUUGCUAACUAAGAAGCUAAGGCUAGCGGGUUAGCAUAGCUCGCCAACAGUGUCAACUGCCCGAGGCUCUGAUGAUGGGAUCCUGAACAUGUAAAGGUCGAAGAAAAGAGUUCCUAUUUGGAUCAUUACAAACACAAUCCUACUAAGUCCUUUUACCCUGAUUCAAACAUCUAUUCCCCAAAAAGCUGCACAACCAAUCCCUCUCCAGUUUUCUUCGCCCGUAAACCAUGUGAGGACCCCUCGGUCCAGUCUGAGGGGAUCCCAGGACUGCUGCAAACACGACCCCGCUGUGCGGGGAAAGACUGAUUCUGUUUGAAGCAGGAGACUAUUUUUUCCUUUGUUUUUUCCCCCUGUCACACAUUCCUGUUCUCCUUCAUAAGGAGACAAGCCAUGAUGUUCCGAGACCAGGUGGGAAUCCUGACAGAUUGGUUCAAGGGCUGGAACGAGUGUGAACAGACGGUGGCACUGUUGUCCCUCCUGAAGAGAGUGUCCCGCACCCAAGCUCGCUUUUUACACAUUUGCCUUGAACACUGGCUGGCAGACUGCACAGAGAUUCACAUCCUUGAAGCUGAAGCCAACAAUGCAGCAAUCGUCAACCAGUGGCACCAGGAACCGAAGGAAAAAGUGGUGUCCCUGUUACUGUCUCACCUGCCGCUGCUGCAGCCACGCAACAGCGAGGCCAAGUGCGAGUACAUGAAGCUGUUGCAGAAGGUGUUGAGUCACACCAUCGAGAGCAGCUUGUUUGUGGAAGAGAGCCGGCAGCUGCUGUCCUACGCACUCAUCCACCCCGCAACCACUCUGGAUGACCGCACGUCUUUGGCCAUGUGGCUGAACCACCUGGAGGAGCACCUCUCCAGUGGCUACGUGUCCUCUCGAGUACCUUCCAGCCCCUACCACCCCCGCCAGGGCUCUGACGAAUGGCCUAGUUCUGCAGAGGCUCUGGAGCCUGGCCACGCCUGGCAGGAGAAGUCCCCCUCUUCCACCGCGUCACCUCCUGGUCAGAAUGGACACUUGACCUUUCCAGGCGGCUUGUCUUCUCCGAUUAACAGUAACACAGGUGUGGGUGGGCAGAUGCAGCCCAGCCCCCUGAAGAAGUCCAUCUCUGGAAUUCCCUCCAGUCCUCAGGCCUGUGGCUCUGAAUGGGCCGGCCAGGACGAUGCAGGGAACCGACAGAGCUUCAUCCCAACAGACCACGCACCCCUCUCCCCGCAAAGCAGCGUGGCCUCCUCGGGCAGCGAGCAGACAGAGGAGCAGGGCUCCACACGAAACACGUUCCAGGAGGAUGGCAGUGGCAUGAAAGAUGUUCCUGCAUGGUUGAAAAGCCUCCGCCUUCAUAAAUAUGCGUCACUUUUCUCCCAGAUGACCUACGAGGAGAUGAUGAUCCUCACAGAACAGCACUUGGAGUCGCAGAAUGUGACGAAAGGAGCGCGGCACAAGAUCGCACUGAGUAUACAGAAGCUGCGAGAGAGGCAGAGUGUGCUCAAGUCUUUGGAAAAGGACAUUUUGGAAGGAGGAAACCUGCGCAACGCCCUGCAGGAACUGCAGCAAAUCAUCAUUACGCCCAUCAAGGCCUACAGCACGCUGACUUCAAUACUGACAGCACGGGAAACUACCUCCUGCCCGUCAGAGGCUACAAAAUCCGGAGUGGACAAAGAUUCUGCGACGGAAAGUUUCCACUCGCAUAACCCACCUGCCUGUGAUGGCGACUCCUCGGCAACGCCCAUCUCAGAAGGAGACAUUGCUGGACAGUUCACCCGAGUCAUGGGGAAAGUGUGCACCCAGCUGCUGGUGUCACGACCAGAUGAGGAGAAUAUCAGCUGCUACCUGCAGCUCAUUGAAAAGUGUCUCACGCAUGAGGCGUUUACAGAAACUCAUAAGAAAAGGUUGGUUUCCUGGAAGCAGCAAGUCCUCAAACUGCUUCGCCUGUUCCCACGGAAAGCUAUGUUGGAGAUGCCUGUGUACAGACAGAAAGGCUGGGCCUACGGAUCCAACUCCCUCCCAACAGCAGGCUCUGUGAGCGGGGGUGUGGGCCGACGGGGCCAAAGGCAGUUCCAGAUGACCCCUCGUGGACUGGCAGCUGGUCGCAUGGGGCUCUUGAGUCCUGGUGGGAUUGGAGGCGUAUCUCCCCGCCACACUCUUACGAAUCCUUCACUGGCUGGCCAGGGCAGACAAAACCUGUGGUUUGCCAACCCUGGAGGCAGUAACAGCAUGCCAAGUCAGAGUCGCAGCUCAGUGCAGCGGACACACUCACUCCCUGUCCACACGUCGCCACACACCAUGCUCAUGUUCCAGCAGCAAGAAUGCCAAGUGCCAGGUGCCGACCUGGAGAUCAACCCCACGCUGGAGUCACUGUGCCUCAGUAUGACGGAGCACGCCUUAGGGGAUGGAACUGACCGAACAUCCACAAUAUGAAAGGAGUCUUGAAAUCCACUUGAGUUAAAGCCUGUCCAGCUCCUUGUCACCCAGCACAAAGAUAUAUGUAUAAUCAAGAGAACCAAGCAAACAGUCACUACUAAAUGACAGAAAAACUGUGUAUAUGUUCUCUAAUAUUUUUGUACUUUAUUAUAUACGACUAAGUUUAUUAAAAAAUAAUUAAUGGAAUACAGAUAUUAUAUUGCAGGGCAGAGGAAGUGCGUGAACCGCUCUGUCACCUGCAGGACUGUGACAUAGCAUGCAGAGUCACGUUGACCGGCUUCUGAGAGCGACAGAGUGGUGCUGUCCUACUGGGGCUCCGCCUCGCGACUUCAUCGGUUCCUCCUGCGACAGAUGCGUGUGUAGUUUGGGAGCCAGUUCCAGCCAGGAGUAAGGCACUUUUCUUAAAUUAUAUUUGAUAUUAGGCACUAAAGUAUAAUUUGGGGUACACUCACUGAAGAGGUGAGCGAGGCGUUGAUAUAUAGAUUUUCCUGUGACCAGUGCUAGUGAGGACGUUGAAGUGGGACAGCUUUCCUUUGUCCUGCGGUGAUGAUGGCGAUUGAGGUUUAGCUCAGCGUUCGUCUUGGUUGUUACAUAGUCGGAGUGACUGUCCUCUCUACAAAGCCAAAGAGAAGAGUUGUGCGAUCCCUAAAUCGAGAGGGACGUUCGUAGUGAAACGGUGUGUUUCUCCUUCCCCCUUAAAGCAACGGCUGUGAUUUGUCUUUUGUUUUACGCCCUCAAUGAUGAUGAAUCGUCCUUUGCGCCGAGGAUCCCCAAAGGGCCGGUGUGGCUGCGUCGAACUGAGGAGUGACAGGGGACUUGUUCGUUCGCACGCCACCGCCCUUCUCCUCGCGCGGCCAAAGCGGCAAUUUGAUGAAUCAUUCUUUUUAAGGUGCUUGAAAAUGCCCCACUCUUUUCUGUUUCGUCGUAUUGUUUCACCCGACGGUAUCAGUGUUUGGAUCCAAAAACUGUCUUAUUCAGCCUCUGUCUUUGAAUGUGGCAGAGCGGAGGUGCAUGUUUGUGUAUUAUGGUCUUAACUUUUCGCUCACUCUUGGUUGCAUCAUAAAGGCAGGGAUUCAUAUUUGGUUUCAGCAUAGCCAUAUGAGGUCUGUAUAGUCCAGAUGGUUAUUUACAGAUGAUCUUUUUCAAUGGUAUUUUUUACUCUCCCUUGAUAUUGAUGCUUAUUUUCUAUAAUCGCAUGUUGUUGCCACACUAAUACAGCACUGUUGUAGAUAGAGGACAUGGUGGUGGAUGGGCUCCAUUGUCACCAAAACACACAGAGAGAGCGAGCGUUAAAUCUUGCAACUAAUGUUUAUAACGCCUAUAUGUCACUGUUUACAUCUUUUUGGGAUGAUACCCAGCUCAUGUUAUGUGAUGUCAUAAGUAACCCAUUGUAUCACUAUGUAACACGUUGAAGAACUGAAGCCACCGCACACAGGAGCUGGCUGGAAAGCUUGAAAUGGAAAGCCCCCCCCCCUCCAAAAAAAAAAAAAAGAGAAGGCUUUUAACUGGCUCUUCCAGCCUUGUGAUUGGCUCCCAGAGACGUUUCAUGUGGUGCCUGAAAUGUCGAGCCCUCAAUAUCUUAAUUUUAAGAUCUUGAGUAGUAUUCUAGUCAUGGAUUCCUUCAGAGCAGGCUCUUGGAUUUUUUUGACUUAGGAAACAGACACCACAUUCAUACCCAUAAACCUCAUUGCUGACAUUGUGUAAAAACGUUGCUACCUUGAAACGGUCAUUGACUUUACUGUUUAUCAGCUGUUGUUACAUGGCUCAGAUCGCUCUUCUCAUGGCCUCUGCUCACUUUGACAGUGCAGAUGUAGGGAGCAGCAGCAGCAGAGGAUGAUGAUGCUUAUCUGAGCCACCAAUUCAAGUCAUGAGUAAACUGAACACUAAUAACAGGCCAAGGAAUACGUUUACUCCAUGUUUACAUUCCAAUGGUGCACGAAAUGAGUCAGGGGUAAAAUGCACUUCAUGAGGUCAGCCUGGUGUAUUUUUGUACACGUGAAGCAUCCGGUCGGAGGUACCAAGUCGCCUGGACCUGAGGUCUUGUCAAUGUCCCUGCCAAGCUUGAGUCAUGAUUUAACACACUUGGCUGUCGGCGUCUCUGUCUUUUUCAGUCGAUAUUCAUCUCGGAUGACUUUCCAGGUAUAUUUUAUAAACCUUUCGCAUCUCAUGCUCAGCUGCAUUUUUUUACCGUCUCAUUUGUGUGUGUGAAUGGUCUGAAAUGCAGCAUCUGUUGGAUCGUUGUCAGUUCAAAUAAAGAGG
This is a messenger RNA of Synchiropus splendidus (mandarinfish), 4873 nucleotides long. Its product is annotated as protein Smaug homolog 2. Bases 590 to 2611 code for a protein of 673 amino acids. Gene Ontology annotation, molecular function: mRNA binding; translation repressor activity; protein binding. The transcript has 13 exons. Gene Ontology annotation, cellular component: P-body. Lineage: Eukaryota; Metazoa; Chordata; Actinopteri; Syngnathiformes; Callionymidae. Gene Ontology annotation, biological process: nuclear-transcribed mRNA poly(A) tail shortening; regulation of mRNA stability; negative regulation of translation. The record is from RefSeq and is a predicted model, not a curated record.